AUGGCGACCGACGCGCCAGACCCACGAACCUUCGAGUCAUGGGAAGACGCGUUCCAAUAUCCCAUACCCGUAGUCCGUAAGCUCGAACAGCAACUCCGCAACAAUGCCGACGAGAAUCGGGAGAAGCUGCGGUCCCUCGUUGGGGCGAGUUAUCGCAGUCUCCUCGACACGGCCGAAACGAUCAUCGAUAUGGAAGUGCGCAUGGAGCAGGUCGAAAGUAGGCUUUCAAGAGUAGGGCAGAGUUGCAACUCGCGAAGGCUGGACAAGAUAACGAACAAUGCGGGCAAGAUGGAUACCCAUACACGAAGUCGCGAUGCGGAGCGCUAUACUUUCGCAUCCCAGCUCUCAGUCAUGCGCAAUGCGCCGGUGGUCAUGACGCGCCUCAUGAAAACAGGAGGAUCAUAUCUGCUCAUUGCAAAAGUCCUGGUCAUCUCGAGACUACUCCACAAGUCGCUGCUCAGUCAGCCCAGCCACAAGGCGCCCAUUGUUGAUCAGCUGUGGGAGAGACUGCUGUCGGUACGGAGAAAGCUUCUUAGAAGGAUUGACAAGCGUCUGUCGAGUACACAAGGAGAGACAGCGAGCCUGGUGGAAAGCAUGUGUGCGAUGCGGCUGGAGAAGAUGAACAGCGAGCUUAGGGCUGGGAGUGAUGAACUUGCGAAGCAUGGCAUUAGUGCGCUCAAGCUUUGUAUACAGACAUGUCUCGAUACACAAACCAUCUUUCCGCGACGCUUAGCAGAAGCUUUGAGCAAGCUGAAGGCGCACCCGCUGAUACAAGACCCCGACAUUCGCGGUCUAUACGAGCUAAACCUGGACGUACACGAUCGAUGGCUAGGCGAUGAAGCUCGGAACUACACGCCAUGGCCGCGACACGACGAGCUGCAGCGACCGGAAGCAGAGCGCAUCUUGCACCGCUGGUCCAAGGACGUCAUCGUCGCUUUCCUCAAAGGUAUACAGAAAGCAUUAGAGCAAGAAGAACGGCUCAAAGAAGUUGCGGACUUGAGACAAGAGCUGAUUGAGACUUGGAUACUGUCUGGUUCGCGAAUGGCGGGUGUUAAGUCAGCCAACGUUCUCGAUGAUUUACGAGACACGAUGAAUGACAAAUUGGAGACUAUAGUGCGAUCCCGUACGAAUGGGUUACAGGAUGUCGUUGCCGAGCUUUCGAAUCAGCUGGACGCAGUGUCCUCGUCAGACAAAGCCGUGGCGCUUUCACUCUGGGACACGACGACCAAAGCAUCAGAUUUGAGCAAUGGUGCGCAAAUCUUCAAAUCUACCAUACUCAACACCUAUCAAGGGCGUGACGAGUCUGUUACUGGUGUGACGUCCGCUUUUGACAAGUGGAUGGAGUCUGUGUUGGAAGUCAAGGGCAUUGUCAAGAGCAUGAAAGAAGCACGAUGGGACGAUACCUUCGCAGACGACGUUGACGAUGAAUCCGACGAUGAGCUUGGAGAUUCGAAACAAGCGCUACUUAGUGACGACGAUCCGAAGUUGCUUGAAGAAGCUACACAAGAAGCCUUGAGCGAAGCUAUGCAGAACCUGAGUCAGAGCUUCAACACUAUCGUCAAGAAAUCCGAUGGCGAACAAUCAACGCAAAAGGCGGCAUUUAUGCUUCGCGUGGUUAGAGAAAUCGGCGAUCGGAUACCACGUUUAAGACUCCAGGAUAAGGCAACACCGCUCGCAUCGCCGUUCACUUCUGAAAGUCUUCAGCCUCUGCAUACUACGCUGGCUUUGUGUGUAACCCAGCCCACUGUAGAGGCUUACAGGGCGUCGCUUUUAGGUUCUCUCAAAGUCAAAACGAACAGCCAUAUCCUGUGGGAAGGACAUCCACCACUACCAAGCCAGCCAUCACCUAGCGCGUUUAGAUUUUUGCGCACGCUGAACAAGAAUAUGGGAGCCCUUGGCAGCGAUCUUUGGGCACCUGGUAGUGUUCAGGUAUUGAGAAGUGGGGUGGCCGACAAAGUAGUCGAAACAGUUCAAGAGCAUCUUGAUGCCAUUGACGUAUAUGCGAAAGAGCAGAGCGCUCCUGAUGAGGAUACAAGCGAGGAAAAGAAGGAAGACGAAAAUUCUACAACGACAGAUAAGACCGAGAAACCGAAACUCACUGUAUCAACGUCGAACCACAUUGAGGCAAAGGAGCAGAGAGUCAAGCAACUACUGUUCGAUCUUCUGUAUAUCCAGCGCUUCGUCAGUAACACGGGCGAGGACGAUGACAGGUUCGCAUCGCUUGCUAAGAAGACAAACCUAGCGGACCUGGAUGAAGCCGCAGUGAACAGGCUGAGGAAGACUGCAGCGGAUUAUGCGAAGAAGACGUACCUCCUCUUCGCGUUGUUAGCUUAG
Molecule: messenger RNA, 2334 nt
Organism: Alternaria arborescens
Lineage: Eukaryota; Fungi; Ascomycota; Dothideomycetes; Pleosporales; Pleosporaceae
Exons: 4
Coding region: 1-2334 (777 amino acids)
Biological process (GO): intra-Golgi vesicle-mediated transport
Cellular component (GO): Golgi apparatus; COG complex
Source: RefSeq, a predicted model, not a curated record